AUGGCUUUCGACGCCCGUUUCCCUGCGGCCGCCGACCUCACGGCGCCGCCGCUGCUUGCCGGCCUCGUGCUCUUUGGCCUGGUCGUCUGGAUUGCCCGCUCGCUGCUCAGCUCCGCCCCCAGCAAGCUGCCGCUGCCACCCGGUCCGCCCAAGCUGCCCAUCAUCGGCAAUCUGCACCAGGCCCCCCGAGACCAGGCCUGGGAGGUCUACAAGACCUGGAGCGACAAGUAUGGCCCGAUCAUGUCGGUGAACAACGGCGGAGUCAUCUCCAUCAUCGUCACAUCCCACGACAUCGUGAAGAAUUUCCUCGAGAAGCACAACGCCGUCUUCAGCUCGCGGCCCCAGCUGCUGAUUCUGGAACGCGCCUUGAAAGGCCUGACCACCCCCGCGCUGCCCUAUGGCGAGAAGUGGCUCACCCACAAGGCCAUGCGUGCCGCCGUGUUGAAGCCCACCAUGGCGGUGAAGUACCGCGGCAUCCAGGACCUCGAAUCGAAGCAGCUGCUGUUUGACCUUCUGCACAACAAGGAUUUCACCGUGUGCCUGCGUCGCCAUGCAAGUAGUUUGUUUUUGGGCAUUGCUUACGGCCAGCGCUUUCCCGAGGAGACUCCCGAGGUGCUCGAUAUUGACCAAGCGGUGGCACAGCUCGGUGGCAUCUCCGAAUCCAUGUUCCAGGGCACUGCCAUGCUGCGCGAGUUUUUCCCAAUCCUCAAACGCUUGCCGGGAACCGACAAAUGGCUGAAGCAGCUGGACGAAGUCGGUGAACGAUUGACCGAUAUUUAUCUCGCCCGUUUCCGCAGCGGUCUGAAAACAUCGGCAUGGAACUGGACGAAAGAAUACUCGACGAGGCCAGAGGGCAAUGGAAUGGACGAGCUCGAAUUGGCCUUCUGCAUUGGAUCGACAUAUCAAGCAUCGCUGACACCGUACGAAAUUAUCCGCAUCAUCAUGCUGGCUGCCAUCUUCCAUCCAGACCAGGCCAUCAGGCUCCAAAAGGAAAUUGACGACGUCGUUGGUGGUGAUCGGCUUCCCGGUUGGGAAGACAAGGACAAACUGCCCUUCGUCCGCGCUUUCAUCUACGAAGCACUGCGCUGGCAUCCCUUCUCGCCCCUGGGAGCCCCACGCGCCGCUUCCAGGGACAUCGAGUACAAUGGCUAUCUCAUCCCCAAGGAUUCAACAAUUGUUCUCAAUCAGUGGGCCAUGGACCAUGAUCCUAACGUGUAUGAUGACCCGUUUACCUUCCGCCCGCAACGGUGGAUUGAUGAUCCUGAGCUCCCCCACCUGAUCUUUGGCUUCGGACUGCGGGGAUGCCCGGGACAGCAUCUCGCAAGAGACCUCCUCUAUCUCAACACUGCCCGCAUUUUCUGGUCAUACGAUAUCAAGUACCCGCUUGGCCGCGAAAAGGAGAUGGAAGGUCAAUUAGAGGAGCUCAUGAAGCCUCGUGGCGGUGGUUCCGCGUUCAAUCAAGUCCCCCCUUUUGAGGCCUCUGUUACUGUUAGGAGCUCCAAGCGCCGGGCAAUUAUUGAAGAGCAGUGGGCCACUACCGAAAAGGAUGAGCAAAAGAUUCUUGCAGAGGCAAUGCCGCUGGCAAAUGGCGUAUCGGCUUGA
This is a messenger RNA of Ophidiomyces ophidiicola, 1602 nucleotides long. RefSeq lists its product as uncharacterized. The coding region runs from base 1 to 1602 and encodes 533 amino acids. NCBI's taxonomy places the organism in Eukaryota, Fungi, Ascomycota, Eurotiomycetes, Onygenales, Onygenaceae. The transcript has a single exon. Gene Ontology annotation, molecular function: iron ion binding; monooxygenase activity; heme binding. The record is from RefSeq and is a predicted model, not a curated record.